CUUUUCACAUUCAAACUCAGUGUCCGCACAAACCACCGGCUUGUCACGACUGGACCAUAUGCAAUUGUACGCCAUCCAUCAUACAUGAGAGCUCAUCUGCAGUUCAUGGACCUGCUAUUCUUGCACGGAUCGCGGACUUCAUUCCUUAGGCGCUCAGGUGUUCUAAAUAUCCCUGAACUGAAAAUGUCCGUGGUGGUAUUGCUGGCGUAG
Suillus clintonianus is the source of this 210-nucleotide messenger RNA. RefSeq lists its product as uncharacterized. The transcript has a single exon. The record is from RefSeq and is a predicted model, not a curated record. The annotation marks the transcript as partial. Gene Ontology annotation, cellular component: membrane. Gene Ontology annotation, biological process: C-terminal protein methylation. NCBI's taxonomy places the organism in Eukaryota, Fungi, Basidiomycota, Agaricomycetes, Boletales, Suillaceae. Gene Ontology annotation, molecular function: protein C-terminal S-isoprenylcysteine carboxyl O-methyltransferase activity.